UUUAAAAGUAAAUAUCGAAAUAUCACAUAAUGACCUCUUCAAAAUAUGACAGGUACCAGCUAUUCCUGGGAAUGGAUUUAACGGAUACGUUUCUGAACAUUGGUGAUGGGUCGGGCGAGGGGGCUGACCACUGUGAAUUGGUUGGGGGGCUGGAGGUGAAUGCAGUUCUCCCUGGGACAUACAUGAGCGCACCUGCAUUAACAGGGUAUGCAAGACACAAUGCGGGCGAGGAAUUCAACGUACGAGCUAUUGCAGGAGGUUCAGGGUGGUACAGUAACCCGUGGUAUGAGUGUGGGGUCAAGAUACCCUGGCCCCAUGAACCAGCCUGUAUGAGUGCCACACCCCCUUGUUGGUACGCCUACAAUGUGUCAGUAGACAACAGCUUCAAUGGAUGUACCGGUGGGCAGAUACUUGUGAAGAGAACUGAAUACACAUCGGCUCCCUAUCUCGCCGUGCAGCUGUGCAGUAGUACAAGGUACAAGUUAUUCCUGGGUUCUAGUUUAGGGGCCUCAUUCAUGAACAUCGGGGACGGUAAUGGAUCGGGUCAAGACCACUGUGAACUCGUGGGUGGGUCUGAAGCUAGUGCGACCGUAGCAGGAGACUACAUGAACUCGCCGUCAGCAUCUGGUACGUAUAUGUACACCUCCGACAUGUAG
This is a messenger RNA of Magallana angulata, 656 nucleotides long. RefSeq names its product fibronectin type III domain-containing protein 1-like. The record is from RefSeq and is a predicted model, not a curated record. The transcript has 4 exons. Bases 30 to 656 code for a protein of 208 amino acids. Lineage: Eukaryota; Metazoa; Mollusca; Bivalvia; Ostreida; Ostreidae.